This is a messenger RNA of Marasmius oreades (fairy-ring Marasmius), 405 nucleotides long. RefSeq lists its product as uncharacterized. The record is from RefSeq and is a predicted model, not a curated record. The transcript has a single exon. The coding region runs from base 1 to 405 and encodes 134 amino acids. NCBI's taxonomy places the organism in Eukaryota, Fungi, Basidiomycota, Agaricomycetes, Agaricales, Marasmiaceae.
AUGGACUCGGACCCCUCCCCCGCCUACUCGAAUGCUGCACUUCGCCAUGUCGUUGACUUUGAGUCAUCCCCCUCCGAGAGCAGCAGUUCUAUCAAGUCUACUGAUUCGACUCCAUUGAACGCUUCCCUAUCUCAGACUAUAACCCAGGUUUAUACCAGCCAACCCAUUCCGCGAGGGUCAAUUGUACCGAACCCUCCCGACGGUCGCGUUCCCCUCCGUCACAACUUUGGGUCAUUCGGCGAGCGACGGGGAUACGGACUCUCCAUCUCGAUCCCCCCUACACAUGUCCUUGCCUUGUCCUCUUCCGAGUGGUUACCUCAGACCCUGGCAGUAAAGUUACCCCGAAGGAAGAAAAAGACGCGGAAAUCGCAGGGGAUUACGAUUGUGAUCGAACGAACGGAGUAG